CACAUUCUGUCUGCCUCUCAUAUCUUGUUUCAAUUCGCAUGUGUGGUUUGAACGUGUGAAAGAAUUUGUGUGGUGUGUUCUGGAGUUUGGGAAUGUGUUUUGUGUUAUUCUGUCUGAGCAGUGAAGUUGUGGGGUGACUUUAUAUGGAGUUGGGACCUUUGGGGUUGGGGAAACUUGUCACUCUACUGUAACAGCUGCAAAUAGGUUGGAAACAACCAAGCUAGGUUGGCAAGGGUGGCCAACUUGGAUGGAUUGGUUGGGAAGGGACAAAGGUCAAAGUUGAGGUUCCUAUAGGGAGGGAAUUUUUGUGCUUAUGGGGUUUCCUUGGUUGGGGACUCUCUUGGGACCUUCCCUCUCAUCCCUCUCUUUCUAUCCCAACCUUUCUCUUGCUCCUUCUAAUUCCUUGUGACAUUCUUGAACUUUGAUUGAACUCUUGAGAUUGAGUUAAGUUCUCCUCCUACAGCUUACCCCCUAGUGCGUCGAAAGCCAUAGCGUCGCGAAUACUUCAUCAAUCAACAUGAUUCAAAUUGGGAACGGUAGCUGAGAUUAAGAGCUACAACAUAUCCAAGUUUCGCGACAUUCUAACGGCUAGUUUUUUGUCGACGUCGUUUCUUGUGAAGACGACUUUUCUGUCCAGAAUUUCGGAUUUAUAUUUUGAGUAAUUCUAGCUCCUAAGUUCACCUAGACUCCGUCCUUAAUCCUAACAAGUGGUAUCAGAGCAAUAUUAAGGACAUUGAGAGGAGUCUACAGAAGUUUGAAGACCCUUCUAGACCCACCAUGGCCUGUGGGUGUGCCUAAGUGGUGUUCUAAAGGUUGGAUGUGUCUUCCACUAAGGGGAAACUCUGCCGAAAUUUCGUGGACGCCGACACUUGUGAAAAUAUCGAGGGAGCUGAGUGUGGACAGCAAAGGGGAGCUGAAAUUCGUCAUUUCUCAAGGAGAAGAUGAAUGAGAGAGGAGGAGAUGCUAAUGGAAGAGGAGCUGUAGCUGGGAAGACAAGUGAGCCGCCGCCAUCAAAAGUUGAAGCUUUGGAUGGCUCCAACUAUAAGGAAUGGAGCGGGCGGAUGAGGAGUGCCUUCAAACGCUACAAGCUACUGAAGAUUGCUGUUGGGGAGGAGAAGAUGUCGGAAGAAGGCGAAGAACGCGAACGGUGGAUUGAGAAAAGCACGGUGCUUUUCGACCUCAUCCUUCAAUCGGUCAACAAGGAGAUGUUCGAGCACAUCAAGGAUCUUGUGGAAGCGGAUGAUUCGGGUCCAAGGGCGUGGAAACUGCUACGCGAUGUGAUUCAGCCCAACACUCUUCCCAUGGUGAUCGUGCUCGAGAAGGAACUUGCUGCAAUCUCCAUGCGACCAGGGGAUGAUGUGAAGCCGGUCCUUGACAAGAUCAAGGACACCUAUGCAAGGAUGGCAGCAGCGGGCAGCAGCGUUUCUCAGCUGCAGCAGUGCACCAAGAUCAUCUCGGUGUUGGACAACUCUUGGGACAACCUCAUCCCCACCCUCAACUCUCAGCAAGAUCAAUGGACACCUGAGUGGCUAAGGCAGCAGAUUCUGCAGGAGGACUUCCGCAGACGCCAUGCGGGAGGCGGUGCUGCCACUAAGACUGCUGAGGGUCACAUGACCCCAUGGGCAGAUUUGCUUGAUGAGGUAAAACCCCCUGGGAAGAUCAAGUAUGUGGCAGCAGCGUCAGGUGCUUUGCUCCCUGUCAUUGGUGUUGGAAAUGCCAAGGUUAAGGGAGCUAAUGGGGAGCUUGUGGGGCUUGGGAAUAUUCUGCUGGUUGAAGGCUUGUCUGCUAACCUUCUCUCUGUGCGACGACUGCAGAAGAGCAAGGCCGAAGUGACCUUUGGACCAACCAGCUGCCGUGCUAAGCUUGGGAAGAAGGUGCUGUGGAGUCUGGAAGAGGAGACCAGCUGCAUCAAGGACCUGUGGCAGCUGCCCAUCAUCCCAUGGAAUGGGAAGACUCCAACAGCAGCAACGGCAGCAGUGGCAAAGGCAACAGCAGGAGGAGAUGCAACUGCACCAACUGAUGGGGUCCUGGAAGCAGUCAAGAAAGUGCAGCAGCAGCAGACACAUGGUGAGGUGCUUGCUGGUGUGGAUGCAAGUGCGGCAUGGGCUAAGGCUUCAUCAAGGAGUGGAGAGGCCGAUUGGGAGACAUGGCAUGAGAGGCUGUGUCAUGUGAACUUCCCUAUGCUACAGAAGUUGGUGAAGGAUGGGAGCCUGAAGGGCUUGGAGGUGAAAGGGGGAGUGAAGGAGAUUGGGAGCUGCCCUACAUGCUUGGAGACCAAGUUCUCCAAGUUCCCCUUCAACAGCACUACAGGACCAGCCAAGACCCCACUUGCACUUGUGCACAUGGAUGUGGUGGGGCCCACAAGAGCCCCUUCCCUCUCAGGUAGCCGCUAUUUCUUGACAAUUGUGGAUGACCACACUCGGGCAGUGUGGGUUUACCCUUUGAAGAGCAAGGGGGAGGUGGCAGCGGCUGUCCUUAAGGAGUGGAUGCCUAGAGCUCAGAGGGAAUGCGGAUACAAGGUGAAGGUGAUCCGCAGUGACAAUGGUGGGGAGUUCAUUGGAGCUGAUUUUGAGGGGGAGUUGAAGAGGAAGGGGAUCCAGCAUCAACUGACAGUGCCCUACAACCCGCAGCAGAAUGGCGUGGCUGAGAGGUUCAACAGGACCUUGCAGGAGGGGGCACGCACUCUCCUUGGGCGUGCAGGGCUGCCUGAUCCGUUUUGGGUGUCUGCACUGAGGCAGGUCGCCCUUGUGAAGAACAGGGUGCUGGCUACAGUUGGAGAUAAGGAGUGGAUCCUAUAUGUCAAGUGGUAUGGGAGUGCUCCAGCUGUGAACAUGCUGAGGGCAUUUGGGUGCAUGGUGGUGUUUCAUGUGCCUAAGGAGAAAAGGGGGAAGUUGGAGGCUUCUGGAAGAUGGGGUGUGCACUAGGGGAUUGCAAAGGAUCACAAGGGGUGGCUGCUAUGGGACUUGACCACCCAGAAGUUGACAGUGUCAAGGGAUGUGAAGUUUCUUGAGUCCCUGUACUACAAGGAAUGGAAGCAGCAGCAACAGAAGCUUCCAUCUAUACCGCUCAUUGUGGAGGCAGAU
Molecule: messenger RNA, 3083 nt
Organism: Closterium sp. NIES-67
Lineage: Eukaryota; Viridiplantae; Streptophyta; Zygnematophyceae; Desmidiales; Closteriaceae
Source: the annotation of a GenBank genome assembly